UAUGUCUAUAAAUAGAAUGCCAUAAAAGGACAAAUCAGUACCAAAAAAAAAAAACUGAAUCAUAUAUUAAAUCCCCUCAUCGAAAGCAACAAGUGAAAUCCAACAAUAACCUCCACCCCACGAUCCCACGCACUUGUCACGGUAUGGGGCACACACUUUUUCGCUUUUUGAUAUGACGCAAGUGCAUCUUCUACGAAAUUUAUUCUAUUCAUUGUUCCUCUUGGUUGAGCGGUUUUUUUUUGCUUUUCUAGACGUGGGAAUUACAUUGGACUUGCAAAAAAACCUCCAACUUCCAAUCUGUAAAAGGAUAGAUCAUUAAUUCAAUUUACUUUAAAGGAAUGGUCAAAGCUCUAUUAAUGUUCAAGUUUAUAGGCAAUGUUAAAAACAAACCAUUAUCUGUUAAGAGGUUAUAAAUUCUUGAGAAACUCUCUAAUUGCCACUACCCAAAUCAUCUCAUGUGAUACUUUAAUUGGUAUAAUUAUAAGAAAAAAACAAAUGGAUUCCAAAUCCCAACCCUUAAAAUCUUUACUAAUAAUGUUAAAAUGACUCUAAUAGUGAUUUAAUUGCAGCCUCGGUCUCCACUGACCCCUUUUACACUUGUUUACAUCUCCAUCCCCUCGGAACCCCAAAAACGCGCUGAACCAUCUAAAUGGAAUGUUUAAUUCCAAUACCCAUACGAUUUAUUAUAACAAAGCCAAACGGGAUCGAUCGCCCGCCUGCCAUCUGUCGUCGUUCCGAAUCGCGCCAAAAAAAGCUCAAUGUGCGAGCAACCCUGGGAACCUAGGAACGGAGAGCAUUCCCACGAACAACCCCUCAAUUUUCAAUAACCAAAUUAGCCUUUGCGUUACCCUAUUUCGGAUAUGAAGGAGUCGUGAAUCUAUUCAUUUCCAUAAAAAAUAUCCUCGGUCCCGCUCGUACGUGUCCCGUCUUGAUAUGUUCAUCCCCCUCGAAUGCACGUGUUCAGAGAUGGUAUAUUUGAGCGUGUAUCGCUUGUGUGCGAGGCUCGAUUCCAGCACCUGCCGGCGCGAGCUGAUCUCAUUGGUCCAUCGCACACUAUCACCGCUACACUGAUUUCUUUUAGACAUAAUUUUUUAUGAUGCGUCUUCGGACAUGCAUUGAAAAAACGUUACAUGUUUGGACCGGUACGACUCCAAAAUGUUGUGCGUAGGUGGUACUAAACCUAAUCUUUGUUUUUUAUAUUGGAAUGCUGAUGUAGAUACUUUGAUUUGAAUAUUUUUAUUAAAUAAAUUUCGAUGGGGUAAAAAGUGAGUUUAUGAUGGGACAACCGAAGAUGACUAUAAGCAUAUCUAAUGUUGUUUUUGUGGGCUUACAAAAAAAAUUAACUCAUAGGUCAAAUAAGAUUCCAUUAAUCAUGUAUAGUUGGAGUGACCCUAUGUCAUGAGGUGAGCAAUGGCACGCGCGAGUAACCCCUGUAAUUAGGGGAACGUACCCCAUGACUUUGGACCCUAAUGUCCAUUGUCUGCCGUCAUGCCACUUAGUAAUGAAGUGGUAAAAGUAUCAAUUUUAUUAUUCAAUAUGAAGACUAACUUAGGGCGCGUGUAUCACACGUGUACUGAACAGAUAGACGAUAAUAUUUAGAUUAAGGAACAAUAUUUUGUUUAUUGGAUAAAUAGGAUAACUAAUAGUAUGAAUUUAUUGUUGACAAUUGACUCUAUUACAAUCAAAGGGUUAGUUAUGAAGAAAAUAAUUCACCAUUUUAACGAGCUGUAUUUAAUAUACAAAAGUAUUCAAUAAUUUUAUUUAAUUAAUAUCAUAUUAAUGUUGUAAUCCUACUAAUAAUACAAAUUUUCAUCAAAACAAACUAACGAAUCCUAACUACUUACACUUGUUAUCCUGUUAAUACUUAACAUAACAGAUAUAAAUGAUAAAGCAGUUUCGUGUUUACAAAAUGUAUAAUAGUCGAAUAAAGCACUCCACACCCACACAUGGGGUGGGGAGCUUUUCACGCAUGCGCAGCUUUUGUGCCGGGGGCGGCCGGCCGGGUAUAAAUAGACGCGCGAACCGAUCAGCCCUACAUUCCCGCUUGUUAAUUCACUAGCAACACACGCUCUCUCAAACUCACCAAAAUGUCUUACUACGCGAAUAACGAAUACAUCAUCUCAACCAACAACUCGAUCAACGAGAACAAGUACAACAGUGAGAAGAUGAAAAACAGUGGUCUCAAGGCUCUACUGAAGCCAUUGAUGAGAAUCAUUAAGAAAACAACAAAACGAUCUCCCGCCAAAACGAUGGACACGUGCUACGAAGACGAACAGAACGCUUGUAAUGAGGCUCUGGAGCGCAAGAUCUACGAUGAGAUGGAUAACUGCCAGUCCACCGCCUUCCUGGUCAAUAACCAAGACAACACAUUCGAUCUCGUGCCAAUCUCUCGUGAAGAUUUCUACAUCCCAGUUCACUUCGCCCGCACAGACGCUGGCACCUUCUUCUGGACAACUGUAUCCAAACCUGAGGCUGACUUCGCUGACGCCCAAUGUUACACGGAGUGCCAAACCGCUGAGCAACAGUACCCAGUCCUCCAAGACCGUUGGGUGCAAGCCUAAAAAGGAUAUAAACAACGAUCAGUGUCUUCCAUUGGAACCAGUGCCUUCCGACAACCGUCUGUGAUGUUAGCUUUAUUACUUUAGUGCCAUAGUUAGGUAUUACGUUAGGUUAAUGUGAUGACUCCAGAAAAGCUUUAAUUGUAUCUACGGUAUUGUGAUAUUUUUUUUUAUUGUAUAAAAUAAUUUAGUUAGAUCGAUCUUAUUGUGAUCAUAGCCAGGAGCUUUAACUAGUUGUAGUAAUUUAUAUUAUUUAUGUUACAUCGAUGUGUAUGAAUCGUGAAGACGAUAAUAAAAUAUUCAUUAAACAUUA
Danaus plexippus (monarch butterfly) is the source of this 2871-nucleotide messenger RNA. It is a transcript of the gene E(spl)malpha, whose product is annotated as enhancer of split malpha protein-like. The transcript has a single exon. Gene Ontology annotation, biological process: sensory organ development; Notch signaling pathway. NCBI's taxonomy places the organism in Eukaryota, Metazoa, Arthropoda, Insecta, Lepidoptera, Nymphalidae. Bases 2088 to 2561 code for a protein of 157 amino acids. The record is from RefSeq and is a predicted model, not a curated record.